AUGGAGACUAAGUAUGAUGUUACUGAGAUGAAAUGGGUACAAAGGAAGUUGGACAGAAAACAGGGGCUUGUGGUGCCUUGUAUUCAUCAAGGGGGUGGGCUUGCUCUCCUAUGGAGGUGUUCUACAACUGUGGAGGUGCAAACUUACUCUCCCAACCAUAUAGAUGUUAUCAUUUCGGAGAAUCAGGGUGCAAGGAAAUGGAGGUUUACCGGUUUUUAUGAGCACCCCAAAACUAGUAGGUGCAAUGAAUCUUGGACUUUGCUUUCAAGACUCAGUAGUCGCAGUGACUUACCUUGGGUGUGUAUGGGGGAUUAUAAUGAACUCAUGUUCGCAAGUGAAAAGGAGGGUGGUAAUACUAGACCUGAGGGUCAGAUGAAACAAUUCGAAGAUGCAAUAAAUAGAUGCAACCUCAGGGACUUGGGGUACAAGGGCUCGGCUUUCACUUGGCGGCGGAGGUUAGGCAACCACGGGUGGAUACAAGAAAGACUAGACCAUGCACUGGUCUUCACCAAUUGGGUUAGGAUGUUCCCACGUUCCAAAUUACUUCAUAUUGCUUCCUCUACAUCUGACCAUAGUAUUCUACUCCUAAAGGCAGCCAACCCCCUUCGACAGAAAUCCAGGAGAUCAAAACUAUUUCGGUUCAAAGCCAUGUGGUUCAAAGAUGAGGCGUGUAGUGAGGUGGUUCAAGAAGUGAGGGCAAGAGGUGAAAACAGGGGCUCUCAAUGGCCAAUUGCUAGCUGCCUGGAAGAAUGCCAAUCCGCUCUAAUGUCGUGGAACAAAAAUAUUUUUGGCCACGUAGGUAGAAGAGUCACUGCUCUGCAACAGAAGCUCCAAAUUCUGGAGAAUUUGAACAUGGGAGGUGCGGCUUUGAAUGACAUUCAUGAGGUUAGAUUAGAGUUAAACAAAGCUCUUGCCAUUGAGGAAGAUAUGUGGCUUCAGAGGUCAAGGAAUAGUUGGUUGAAAGCAGGGGACAAGAAUACGACUUUUUUCCACACCAAAGCAUCCAACCGCAUGCAGCGUAACACUAUAGCUAGGGUGCUGGACUCCAAUAAUGUGUGGAUAGAAGAUGAGGAGCAGAUUGGUCAUGAAUUUGUACAGUAUUUUGCUGGCCUCUUUACCUCCUCCAACCCUCGGAUUGAGGGGGAGCUUAUUGAUGCAAUUCAGCCAAAGGUAUUGGAUAGGAUGAAUGCCUCACUGAUCAGGGAAUUCUAG
Quercus robur (English oak) is the source of this 1212-nucleotide messenger RNA. RefSeq lists its product as uncharacterized. Lineage: Eukaryota; Viridiplantae; Streptophyta; Magnoliopsida; Fagales; Fagaceae. The record is from RefSeq and is a predicted model, not a curated record. Gene Ontology annotation, molecular function: catalytic activity. Bases 1 to 1212 code for a protein of 403 amino acids. The transcript has a single exon.